This is a messenger RNA of Trichoderma asperellum CBS 433.97, 2772 nucleotides long. RefSeq lists its product as uncharacterized. The record is from RefSeq and is a predicted model, not a curated record. Gene Ontology annotation, biological process: RNA 3'-end processing. Gene Ontology annotation, cellular component: TRAMP complex; nucleolus. Lineage: Eukaryota; Fungi; Ascomycota; Sordariomycetes; Hypocreales; Hypocreaceae. Gene Ontology annotation, molecular function: mRNA binding; poly(A) RNA polymerase activity.
CGCCCAACUUUACAAGCGCGGCGCAGCGCAUCGUUUCCUGUCUUCCUUUGUGCUAUUAUUGAUCUAAAAUUUUGCGGCGCUGAAAUCAAUCAUGGUGCGAAACAAGCCGCAGCGGCGGAAUGAUGACCGCGGACGGAAUGGCUACGGCGAUGAUAGAAAUCACCAUGGCUUCCGACGCUCACCACCGCGCUUUACUCCAUCCCGCGAUAGGUCCUAUCGCGACUCUGACAACUGGCGACCUGGCGACGGUCGGAGGCCAGAUUCGAAUUCACGACCCUACAGCGAUGAUCGCCGUGGAGGGGGCGCCGAUUCAUACCGGCCGCAUGUCCCUCAGGGCGACUUCACUUUCCGCAUGGACAAGCCGGCUGGCAUCUCCAACUACGUGCCCAACGGCCAGCCGCCGCAAAGGCGCCCCCCGCGAAGAGAUGGACGUGGAGGUGGCCCUCGCAGGCCCGGCAGGCCUCGUUGGCAGCCGCCUCCCCACCCCUCUGAACGAGCGUUGAUAUCGGGCGUCACCACAGGCCUCCCCGAGGAGAGUGUGCAUACUGGCGAAGGCGCAAAGUUUCGUGAUCUAGACGAGCUUUCGGACGAUGACGAGCUUGACAUGGACAUAUCGUCACGAUCGUCUCUGUCUGAUACCGAAGAACCCUCCAAGAAGCGAGUGCGCACAGCCGUAGCUGACGAGUCUGCUAAUGCGGCCCCCAAGUGGUCCAAUCCAGACCCGUAUACAGCACUGCCGUGCCCAGAUGAUGCUACGCGCAAGAAGCGGGAUGUUGUGAAACUUAUUCGCAAGGCUAGAUUGGAAGAUAACUCAAACAAGCCGCUCGUGUCCACAGAAGCUGAAGAUUUCCUCUCAUUCGAUCUCAGUGACGAGGAAGGUGAGAAUGAAAGUGAUAUCAAAGUUAUUAAAGCCUCAGAGCUACCGCCGCCACCACCGCCGCCCAGUGAAUUACCACCCCCACCGCCUCCUCCACCAGCUUCUGUAAACUAUAACAACAACAACAACAACAACAACAACAACAACAACAUUGAACCUUUGGGCAGAGGCAUCCAUUCUCUACCAAACAAACCAGCUGCACCACAAGAUAGAUCAGAUCCUCUCGGUUCUCGCAAGCGCACUCACGACGACGAGAUCAUUCAACCACCAAAUUACAAGCAGUUUAAGAAGCCCAAUAUGAGACCCUCAAAAGGAACUCUGGUGCCAAACUGGACGCCGAAACCAAAUGAAGAGCCUUGUCCAUGGGCAACUGUCGACCACUCUGCAACGACCAAUAUGGCAUUUCGACUGCACAAAGAAGUCAUGGACUUCUAUGAAUUCGUUAAGCCAUGUGACUUUGAGCAGACGAUUCGCAACAAUCUGGUUGAAAACUUGAAAAAGGCCAUGAAGAGGGACGACAGAAAUUUUGCCAACGCCCAGCUUUUCCCGUUUGGUUCAUUCAUGUCUGGACUAUAUCUUCCAACGGCUGAUAUGGAUUUGGUUGUUUGCUCUGCCAGCUUCAUGCGAGGCGGUCCACCUACCUACUUAAGCGCUAAAAGCUGGCUGUAUAAGUUCCGAAAGUUUCUGGUCGCCCAACGAAUUGCAGAGCAAGAAUCGAUCGAGGUUAUUGCCCACGCUCGAAUCCCGCUGGUAAAAUUCAUUGAUAGGGUUACUGGGCUGAGAGUGGAUGUGUCGUUUGAAAACCUCGGCGGAGUCAAGGCCAUCGACACAUUUUUGCGUUGGAAGGAGGAGUAUCCGGCAAUGCCUAUCCUUGUCACUGUGAUUAAGCAUUUUCUUCUGAUGAGAGGCUUGAACGAACCUGUCAACGGAGGCCUGGGCGGAUUUUCAGUCAUUUGUUUGGUCGUCAGCAUGCUUCAACUCAUGCCACAGGUCCAGAGCCGUAGCCUUGUCCCAGAACACCAUCUCGGAGAGAUGCUCCUUGAAUUCUUUGAGCUAUACGGGCGGAACUUUGACUAUGAAGUGAAUGCCAUUUCGCUCACCAGCCCUAUUGGAUAUGUCCGCAAGAGCCAAGUAUCAAGCUUCACAUACAAGAAGACGGACCGCCUCUCAAUCAUUGAUCCGAACAACCCUGCUAAUGACAUCUCUGGCUCUUCGUCUAAUACAGAAGGCGUUCUGUCUCGCUUCCAUGAUGCUUACCUUACUCUACGAGACCGUAUGCAACAAGUUGGUAACGAUCCUAAAUGCGGUGGCAUUCUUGAUGUGCUUUUCAAGGGCGAUUACUCCUCCUUCAGGAUGCAGCGGACUUUCCUCCAGCAUAUCUAUGAAAAGCGUGGUUAAUCGUGUUCUGGCCGAAGGGAUAUAAGUUGUUUUAUGGCUAUUAAUGAAGUAUUGGCGUUUACGGAUACCUAAGACUACGAAUAGUUGCAUUUGGACGGAAUGGAGGCUUAUAAAAGUGACUGUUUCUGUGGCGCGUGGAAAGAAGGAUUCAAGUGUUUUUUUUUCUCUUCUAUUUUCUUCUUUCUUUUUUACAGCCCCCUUUUUUGUACACUUAUCUGUAACGUCCUGGAUCACUGCUGAAGUACGGAUUAUGGGGAUUGGCUUUUCUUAACUUUGCUUGAUUUAGGAAAUUGUUGGUGGCUGCCAACUAAUGGAUUGAUCAGGACUUGCGACAAUUUGAACCUACCUGUUACCUACGCUUUCUAUCGGCGCGAUCGACCGCUAUUACUACUAACAGGGCUGUACAGUGAUAUGAAGAGAUGAUGGAAUUUUUUGACAGCUAACUAUAGAGCAUAGAGAGAUUCUCCGCCUCAGCGACGAAGCUGCCAGGAAUGAGG